UGCAUUGGAAGUGCUGACUCUUAGCCACUUGACUACCAGAGAUUGGUGGGCUUCCUUUUAAAAAUGAAUUUUCUAAGAUAUACUUACCAAAGUUCCUAUGUAUCAUUUAAUAUUACGUUUCUCCAUGUGUUCAAAGUGCCCCCAAUGCUGCAUUAUGGUGAAACUGCAGAAAGUGUAAUAUGUCCUUAGAAAGCAUCCUUUAGUUACUAAUAUACUCCUUAUGAAUAUGGUAAGUGUCCACAUGGGGAUAUGUAUUAUCCUGAAUCAGCCAGCAUUCACUUCCACAGCCUCUUCUUUGUCAGCACUCUUGCUUAGAAUUGUUUUAAGAAGUUUAACGAACAGAAAGGAUUGCUGUAAAAAAGCAUAUUUCAAACAUUAACUAUAUAGACCCUCCAUUGAUUCUGGAAUUCCUGAGCAAUUUUAAUUUAAAACGCUCAUUUUCCGCACUCGUGCCUCCAGUGACUAGAUUCCUUUCCAGGCUCCACUUCAAGCCUGGAUUACUGUGUUCUUUCUCCCUGUUUGGAAAGUUCAGCUUCCCAGAGUUCCUGGAUCUCUUCCGAAUGUAAAGAUUUGGGUCUCUUCCAAGACCUUCACUGAAUGCAGAUGCGCCGCUAACUUCUCCAGAGCCCGCCCCUGGGAAACAGGCACAAGGCAGUCUUGGUGGUUGUAUCUGUUUUAGGUAAAGAAGCAGCAGAAAGGAAGUUUGAAACUCUGUUACAUAAGUUGUCCCACCCUCCAUCAUUCACUACUGUCAGAGUAAAUACGCAUCUAGCCUCAGUACAACAUGUGAAAAGUCUGUUAUUUGAUGAGCUUCAGAAGAAAGAAAACCCCAAAGCUGUGCAUUUUGUGUUUCAUACACUGUGUACUGAAACUUGCCUCCAAAGAAAUGUAAGAUGGAGGAAAACAGAUGCUUGGAGAGGCAGUUUAAUGGAUUAAGUUUUCCUAUUCUUCAGCAUCCAGACCUUCAGGAUGUCUUACUUAUUCCUGUUAUUGGACCUAGGAAUAAUAUAAAACAACAGCCCUGUGAAGUUAUUGUUGGAGCCCAGUGUGGCAAUGCAGUCUUACGAGGAGCCCACGUCUAUGUUCCAGGAAUUGUGUCAGCCUCAAAAUUUAUGAAAGGUGGAGAUGUUGUUUCCGUGUACUCUGAUAUUAAAGGCAAAUGUAAGAAAGGAGCCAAAGAAUUUGAUGGAACAAAAAUAUUUCUUGGAAAUGGGAUUUCUGAACUAAGCCGCAAAGAGAUCUUCAGCAGGCUCCCUGAACUGAAAGGCAUAGGCGUAAGAAUGACAGACCCAGUGUAUCUGAGCCCCUCAUUUGACAACGUACUGCCUAGCUACUUAUUUUUACAAAAUUUGCCGUCUGCUGCAGUAAGUCAUGUUCUGGAUCCUCAGCCUGGAGAGAAGAUUCUAGAUUUGUGUGCGGCCCCCGGAGGCAAAACAACACACGUCGCAGCGCUGAUGCAUGAUCAGGGAGAAGUGAUAGCACUGGAUAAAAUAUCCAACAAAGUAGAAAAAAUAAAGCAGAAUGCGUUAUUGUUAGGGCUAAAUUCCAUCAGGGCAUUUUGCUUCGAUGGAACAAAGGCCCUUAAACUUGAUAUGGUUAAGGACACAGAUGGAGAACCUCCAUUCUUACCAGAAUCUUUUGACCGAAUUCUUCUGGAUGCUCCCUGCAGUGGACUGGGACAGAGACCAAACAUGGCUUGUACUUGGACUUUGAAGGAAGUGACAUCAUAUCAGCCAUUACAGCGAAAACUCUUCACUGUGGCAGUGGAGCUGCUGAAGCCGGGGGGCGUGCUGGUGUAUAGCACGUGCACUGUCACCCUAGCAGAGAAUGAAGAACAGGUCGCCUGGGCCCUCAAGACAUUUCCUCACCUUCAGCUUCAGCGCCAGGACCCACAGGUUGGAGGAGAAGGGAUGCUGGGAGCUGGCCUGUCAUCUGAGCAACUGAAACGGCUGCAGCGAUUCGAUCCCUGUGUGGUGCCGUCACAGGACAGUGACACUGGUUCUCUCAGAGACGCCAGGAUAGAAGACACGAGUUGGCUCGCAAAUAAGGAUUGUAUAGGCUUUUUCAUUGCAAAAUUUGUAAAAUGCAGAAGCACGUAGGAGAAGGAUCCUUAGAAAUGAAAGUUCCAAACAUUUUCCGUUUUUUUUAAACCAAAAACUGUUGUCAGGCCACGUGAUUGAUGCCGUGGUUGCUGAGGAAACAGAAAGGGCUGCCGGCUGUUCCACCAGGAAUCAAGAGACUGUACUUCACAGAGGAAGUAGCCGGGGGGGGGGGGGGGAGGGGGGGCACUUGUGUGUCUAAAAUACUUUUCCUUUAUGGAUUUAGCAGAGUAUAAAGAAAAGGAGAUGCCUGAAGAUGUCUGGAACAUUUCAUUUGGGGUCUUUGUUUUAAUUUGUAAAGAAUGCAAGUCAUUUUUAAUGUUAAAAUAAGUGGAUUUAACAAAAGGAAUAAAAUUAGUGGUAUUUAAUUUGGUUAUAAAACACGUUUUCCGUUAUUGAGUUCCUUCAGAAUUCAGGGUGUGGGAACUAUAACUUAUUUAUCAAGUGCCAGGAACGUAGCUGGGGAUUUCACCUGACUUUUUCUGUUUACUAUUUGGUAAGUCAACCCUCUUUCAAAUGAAUUCUGGACUACUCCCAGUAACAGUCUCCCUUCACUAUGUUGACGUUUUUUCUUCUGUCAUAUCUUAAACUAAAAACUAAAAUGAAUUUUUUUAAACUCUGUAGAUUAAAAAUGAGACUAUUGCACAAUUCGGGUACCUUUUAGCAUCUAAUGGAAUACAUACAAGUUCCUAGAGACGUGAUUGGUGAGAAAACCAUCUUGUGAGAGCUGGGAAGUGGCCAGGCGCUCACAGCUAAGCCUUGGUGUUCUCCCUCUGAACAGAAGCAGCUCCACAGAACACCUUCCCCAGACCAAGCAACUGUGACUAGGUCAAGACGAAACAAGACCACUUCACCAUCAGACCUGAAAUCCCCCAAACUGCAGAAGUCUCCAUUAGGAACUUCUUGAAACUUCCUUGUUUCCCUGAAGAAUGCUCAUCUCAUCUCAGAUCAGCAUGACUCUUGACGUGUUAGUAAGAUUAUCCAGGAGUAGCAGCAUUGUGUCACUGAGCAAAGGGCGAGGAACUGAAGAUCCAUUCUGAUGACAAGUUUAUUUUAGAAAAGAAAAGUACAGUUCAAAAUCGGAGGCAAGAAUUGCAGACCAUAUAGGAUGAAGGUGGGAGAAAGUUGGCUUUGCCGUGCUCAGGUCUUCAGAGGCCUUUGACCUGCCGGAAGCUGUCACUUUUCAGGUGUCGUGGGGAGAUGACCACAGCCCAUCAGUGACGGGCAGCACCCCCCAGGAUGAUGCGCCCCACACGCGAAGUGCAGAGCAGGUGUCCGACGCAGGAAAACCUCAACGUCUCGUUCACUUCAAGUCACCUCCUUUUGCCCUGAUUUCUUGCGAAGAGCAGAAGCUUUGGUUAUAAGAAGCACUUCGAGGUUGUGACGGACAGUGAAAGUGUCGGAGCGGGGGGAACACAACGGGCACGGCGGGCGAGGCGAGGUGAGGAGACGGGGGGAGUCGGGAGCAUCUGUGUAAACACUUCUCUCUCAGACGAGAGGUCGUCGGACAUUUCCAGUGAAACACUCAUCACAGUGGCCCGUGUGGCCCCUCUCCAGGAGCCAGCGGGGGGCAGCUCUCCGGGGCGUUCCCUCUGGCGGCACGUGCCCUCCUGGCCCCUGACGGCUCGGCGGGCCACAGCGGCGCAGCGAGCCGCGGAGCCAGGCAGGUGGACGCCUCGGCCCUGGGCUGGCCGCCGCUGUCGUCAGCGUGCACGCCCGUCACUGGCUCGUGUGCACGCGGCUCCCAGACUCCAGUGCCGUGACCUGAGACACUGGCUACGCAGGACGUGGCCGUCACAAUCAGUGUGAACGGCACGGAGCGGAGCAACCCUUGGAGUUUGGUUAUAUUUCCCAGAAUUUAUGGUCACAAUGAUUAACGUACAGGGAUGGAGGAACAUUCAGAAAUCAAACCUUUUCAAGUCAGGCAGUCACACGUAUUUACAGUAUGUACAGACUCUCUACUAGAACGGGAAUAGGUGUCUAGACGACGUUAUUACAAAUUUCCUGAAGGUGGGCAUUUCUAGUCCCUGUAAUUCAGAAAGCAAAUCUGCUGGCUUGGCAUUAAGACUCUGAAAUAGUGCGAUCAAACUGAUAUAUAUAUAUAUAUAUAUAUAUAUAUAUAUAUAUAUGUGUAUAUAUAUAUAUAAUAUAUAAUUAUCAUAAGAAGGUGUUUGCAGAAAUAACAUUUACAAACUGUCUAUACAGUACACAAUGCUAGUACAUGGAAAAUAGAUUCUGACUUUGAUCCCCUUGGUGUAAGGCAAGACAGUCUGUCCCCAAGUUUAGUCAGCCAGAGGUACAAGCGAGAAACAGUGGUCCACGGGUGACUAUGCAAAUCAGGCGCCUACAUAUUAAAGGUCGGGAGAACCAAGCGAUUCCACUUUUUACGUGGGCUGCUUGAUUCCGGCCCGCUGGAUACAUCAACCACAUUUUCGAAAACAUCAGCUAUGCUCCUUAAAAUCCUGAUGCCACCUGGAUGGCAACAGAUGAUAUUGUUCAAGUGGCAGCGAUCCUAGACAGUUUUCAAAGUGCAGUAGACAACCAGAGGACUGCAGCCUUUCCAGGCGAAUUUAUAUAGCACUUACUUACAAAAGGAAAAUAAAAAGUAUAUUAAUACUCUAUUUCAUGCUGUUGCUAUCCAAGCAACAGCAGUACAAAAUAUACAAGACAGAUCACAUAUGAUUGCAAUGUAGACCCCCAAGAUGGAGUUGGAGGGUGGUGGUAUACAAGACUUAAAAAUAAGAAAACCAACGACACAAAAGGGCAAAAGUCACUGGCGGAUGUAAACCUCCCUGUUCCAGUCCCCAGCCUCAUGCCGUCUCCUGGACACCCCUUCCCCCUCCCUGUCACAGCAGCGAUCCUUGGAUUUGUGGCGGCUCCACUGUUUGUCGUCCUCGUUGUGGUCCUGCUCUCGAUCCGGGUCCCGGGAGCGGUGCCGAGACUCCCUGUGUCUGCGCUCCCCACCCCCGUGGGGUUCCUCUCUGUGGCUGUGAUCUCGGUGCGGGGCGCAGUGGUCUGCAUGUUCGUGGGAAUAAUCUUCCUUGGGCUCCGCGUAUGCGGAGUCGCGACUCUCCUGCGUUUCUGAAUCCAAGGUCUCCUGCCUGGAGAGGCCGCGGCUGGCCCCGCUGCGAUGGCUGUGGUGCUGGGGUUUCUUGACUGGGUCUGGGCAGGGUUCUUCUUCAGCUUGGGAAGCAGAAUGGGUGGCGGCCGCGCGAUCCGUCCUCGGAUCCCCUUGAGACGCCUGGAGGCGAAGGAGCAAACACAGGCCUCAGCCAAGGUCGGGGUCUGGGGAACUGUCACAAAAGCAAGUGUCUAGUCCCUUUUCACAGUCUCUAAAGUGCCGAAAUGAAAUCCGACCUAGCUCGGGUGCUUAAUGUGUGCGAUAACAUCCAGUAGCAUUUAUAUUGUAUUGGACUUUCUGUUAAUUUGUAAGCGCCUAGAACAGCACAGAGUAACUUUACAAAUUUUUUUAAAAUGAAUGAAUGAAGGAGGGAGGGCAUUCUUUUAUAUGUUCUCUUGUGGUUCAAAUAUAGGUCCCUGAGAUCUGUCUACACAUGGGUGGACACUUAACCACCUCUGCUCGGAUACAGGUGGGAAGAUUAAAAAUUCUUAGGAUGUUGGCUUUAAGGGAAAAAAAUGAUAAAAUGUCAAAUGCUUAAGUGGCACUUACUGAGAGACCAGCAGUGUUAUGAGACUGUCACGUAUACUGACUGAUUAAAUACAACAACCCUGUAAGCCAAUCUCAUGAGAAAAGUCACGUGACAGCCCCACAAGGUAGGGUCGUUAGUAUUCCUGAGGCAAAGGGCAGGUAAGGAUUUUAUCCAAGAUUAAAGCCCUGGGAAGGGGUGGAGAGGAGAGGGAAUUGAACCCAGGUAGUCUGAGUCCACAGUCUGUGCUGCCGGCCACAUAGAAAGUUCCUCUAUGCUGGCCCGAACAGAAUAUGGGGAGAGCGGAUUUUACGGUUUAUAAUACAGUAAGUCCCCUACCUACGGACCUUCAGGUUGUGAACUUCCAAAAGAUGCAAACAUAGCUUUGCGUGUCAAAUCACUAAGUUAGAUCAUGUGUCUGGCGUACGUUGUCAGGUGCGUGCAUCCUCUGCCAGUGGUUGUGCUUUUGUGUUCUUUACCGUAUAGGGUACGGUGGUACCGUAUCUUUAUUUCAAGCUCAGGAUGGUCGGAAGCGAGCGUAAAAGCAGUGGUGACCUAGCGGGUACGACUGUCCUUUUUCAAGGGACUGUACUGUAAGGUUAAAAAUGUUUUAUGUUUUGUUUGUUUCUUCUGUAUUAUGUGUGUGCAAAGUAUAAUAAACCUGUCACGGUACAGUACUAUA
Molecule: messenger RNA, 6428 nt
Organism: Aethalodelphis obliquidens (Pacific white-sided dolphin)
Lineage: Eukaryota; Metazoa; Chordata; Mammalia; Artiodactyla; Delphinidae
Gene: NSUN6
Product: NOP2/Sun RNA methyltransferase 6
Exons: 15
Coding region: 894-2099 (401 amino acids)
Biological process (GO): RNA methylation
Molecular function (GO): RNA methyltransferase activity; RNA binding
Source: RefSeq, a predicted model, not a curated record